Molecule: messenger RNA, 2032 nt
Organism: Myotis daubentonii (Daubenton's bat)
Lineage: Eukaryota; Metazoa; Chordata; Mammalia; Chiroptera; Vespertilionidae
Gene: TEKT1
Product: tektin 1
Exons: 8
Coding region: 747-2003 (418 amino acids)
Biological process (GO): cilium movement involved in cell motility; cilium assembly
Cellular component (GO): microtubule cytoskeleton; nucleus
Source: RefSeq, a predicted model, not a curated record
CCUACUUUGCAUGUGGACCAGGACCUAGGUAAGCAUUCCCAAUCCGCAUUCUCCCCACUGUGUUUUUACACUUUAGUACUUGACCAGUACGACAGCCAGAAGGCGCAUAUUCCGAGCACCGUGCUGUUCGCUUGGGAGCUCCAGCCUCAGCUCUGGGUUGGACACAGCCACCCCGAAGCGCCAGGCUUGGGCCCUGGGUCCCGGCAUCUCCUCCCACCUCCAGCCCCUUUACCCCUCCUGGUUGUGAGAAGCCUAGAAAUCUCUCACGGCUCUUCCCGGCCGCGCCGGCUCUGUGGCCUAGUGCACCUGGGCCUGCCUGCGAACACCUUACGGUAUCGUCCAGCCCAACCCCGCUGUACACGUGGGGAGUCCGAAACCCAGCGGGAGCAGCGCGGCCCGAGAUAACCCAGCCCGCGGCUGGUGGGUCUCCCCUGCUUGGUGUCCCACGUCUUUGUGAGAAGUUGAGAUGGCCGAGCAUCCGGCUCUAUGGCUCCCAGGACUCAAUCCUGUACCUCUUGCGCUGGGGACUGUAGAAUUCGCGCCUGCGCAGAGCCUUCGGGAGAAGGUGCUUCGCGCCCGACCCCGCCCCCUUUGCCCUGGGCACGCGCGUCACCCGUUGCCAUGGAGACUUUGUUGUUUACCUUCGUCGUCUGCGAGAGCCGGGAACUGCAGUUGGGAUUAGGAGGCUCUUAUUCCGAGCAGGUGUAAUUGUUCUUCGUGGCGCUGCGAAGUCUGCCUUUGGUCAAAUGGCCAAACUACUCCAAGCUCCACCGAAGUUCCUGCCCUCCGAGUGGCACCUUGCUAACAAGAGCCAGUACCACAAAGCAGAGGCUGAAAGGUCCCGGUCUGAACGCCUGGUGGCAGAAAGCCAGAGGCUUGUGGAUGAAAUCGACAAGUCCACGAGAAAAUCUCAAAGCGAUGUGAACAAGAAGCUAGAACAGAGACUUGAGGAAGUCAAAUUCUGGAAGAAGGAGUUAGAUGACAAACUUGAGCAGCUUGUGUAUGCGACCGAAGAUCUACUUGCAUAUCAGACCAGAUUGCGGAAAGCCCUCGAGAGCCUGAAAGAGCCCUUGCACAUCACACAGAGGUGCCUGGAGUACAGGGAGCAGCGAGUGGGCAUUGACCUGGUGCACGAUGAAGUCGAGGAGGAGCUACUGAAGGAGUACGAGAUGAUCCAGGGGGUGAUAGCCCUGCUGACCCGCACCCUGGAGGAGACCACCGAGCAGAUCAGGCUGAACCGCUCUGCAAAGUACUAUCUCGAAAAGGAUUUGAAAGACAAGUUUGUGGCCCUGACCAUUGAUGAUAUCUGCUUCUCACUCAACAACAACUCGCCAAACAUCAAAUAUUCUGAGAAUGUCAUGAGGGUUGAACCAAACUCCGUGAGCCUGGAAGACUGGCUGGACUUCUCCAACACCAACGUGGAGAAAGCUGCCAAGCAGCGGAACAACUCCCUGAUGCUGAAGUCCCUGGUGGACCGAGUCCUGUCCCAGACGGCCAGCGACCUGCGCAAGCAGUGCGACGUGGUGGACACGGCUCUGAGGAACGGGCUGAAGGACACCAAGGACGCCAGGGACAAGCUGGCUGGUCAUUUGGCCAAGGUCAUGGAAGAGAUUGCUUCCCAGGAGAAAAACAUUGAAUUUCUUGAAAAAGCCAUCCUGGACCAAGAAGGGCCUGCCAAGGUGGCUCAUACACGCCUGGGGACCAGGACGUGCCGUCCUAAUGUGGAGCUGUGUCGCGAUAUGGCCCAGUACAGGCUGAUCAGGGAGGUUCAUGAGAUCACCAACAACAUUGCAAGAUUAAAGGAAACAUUAGCCCAAGCUCAGAUGGAGCUGAAAGGGCUGAACCGCCGACAGCUGGCCCUGCAGGAGCAGAUCCAGAUCAAAGAGAACACCAUCUACAUCGAUGAGGUGCUGUGUGUGCACAUGAGAAAGUCCAUCCCGCUGCGGGACGGGGACGACCACGGGGAGUGGGCCGGGGGCCUCCGCCCGGACGCUGUCUGCUAAAAGUAGGGGCCGCUCAGAUGCUCAUUAAA